AUGGCCAACCCCAGAGUCGAGGAGCUCCCGGACGACGAGACCCAGCGUCCUACCGUCGAGGAGCAGGAGGACAGCAGCGAUGAGUCCGAUGCUGAGGAGGGCAACCUGCCCGCCGGCUCGACCGCCGUCGUCCACUCCCGCAACGAGAAGAAGGCUCGCAAGGCCAUCGAGAAGCUGCACCUCACCCGCGUGCCCGGCAUCACCCGCGUGACCCUCCGCCGCCCCAAGAACAUCCUCUUCGUCAUCAACAACCCCGAGGUCUACAAGUCUCCCAACAGCAACACCUACAUUGUCUUCGGUGAGGCCAAGAUCGAGGACGUCAACGCCACUGCCCAGCAGGCUGCCGCCCAGCAGCUCGCCGCCGCCGGUGCCGAGGGCGACCACGCCGGCCACAACCACGGCGAGUCCAGCAAGGCCGUCGAGGGCGCCGAGGCCAAGAAGGAGGAGGAGGAGGAUGACGGCGAGGAGGUGGAUGCCGAGGGCCUCGAGGACAAGGACAUUGAGCUGGUCAUGACCCAGGCUAACGUCAGCCGCAAAAAGGCCAUCAAGGCGCUGAAGGAGAACGACAAUGAUAUUGUCAACUCCAUCAUGGCUUUGAGUAUUUAA
This is a messenger RNA of Purpureocillium lilacinum, 606 nucleotides long. Its product is annotated as GAL4 enhancer protein. Gene Ontology annotation, cellular component: cytoplasm; nascent polypeptide-associated complex. Lineage: Eukaryota; Fungi; Ascomycota; Sordariomycetes; Hypocreales; Ophiocordycipitaceae. The record is from RefSeq and is a predicted model, not a curated record. Gene Ontology annotation, biological process: protein targeting to membrane.